UAGUUACCGUAAUCCAGAAGCGCGCCAUUUUGGUUUUGUGCUAAAUUUUGACGGGGUUGUUCGCGGUUUGUCAAUGCUUUUGUCACAUUUUGAGGUCCAGCGAUGCCUGAUGUCUUAAUUGCUACUUUACAUUUAGGGUUUGAUUGAUUUUUUGCGUGAAGCAACCGCUUAAAGUAGCCCUUGCAGUCCGUGAAAAUGUACAUAAAGCAGGUCACAAUCCAGGGAUUCCGUAGUUAUCGGGAUCAAACGGUCAUAGAGCCCUUCAGUCCAAAGCAUAAUGUUGUCGUGGGACGAAAUGGAUCGGGCAAGAGCAACUUCUUUUAUGCCAUCCAGUUUGUGCUCAGUGAUGAGUUCAAUAACCUGCGGCCUGAGCAGCGACAGUCGCUGCUGCAUGAAGGCACCGGGCCCCGCGUCAUCUCCGCAUUUGUGGAAAUCAUUUUUGACAACUCAGAUAACAGGAUACCUAUUGAAAAAGAAGAGGUGACAUUGCGACGUGUCAUCGGAUCCAAGAAGGAUCAGUAUUUCUUGGACAAGAAAAUGGUCACGAAAACUGAUGUGAUGAAUCUGUUGGAGAGUGCAGGUUUUUCAAGGAGUAACCCUUACUAUAUUGUCAAACAGGGAAAGAUCAACCAGAUGGCAACUGCCCCGGACUCCCAACGACUGAAGCUGCUGCGUGAGGUGGCUGGUACUCGUGUCUACGAUGAACGCAAGGCAGAAAGCCAGCUCAUUCUCAAAGAAACCGAGGGGAAACGUGAAAAGAUUGAGGAUCUUCUCAAGUACAUCGAGGAGCGACUUCAGACUCUGGAAGAAGAGAAAGAAGAAUUGAAGCAGUACCAGAAGUGGGAUAAGAUGAGACGCUCACUGGAGUACACAAUUCACAAUCAGGAGUUGACAGACACACGAAAGAAACUUGAUGAGCUUGCCAAUAAACGAGAGAAUAGCGGUGAAGUCACCAAGACACUGAGAGAUGCGCAAGAGGAGGCUUCAAAACGAAUUAAGCAAUUAAACAAGGAGCUGCGGGAACUGAAGGGACGCAUUCGGUCAGCCAAUGAGGAACGAGACCAGCUGCUGAAUGAGAGACAGGAGCUGUUCAAACGUCGGGCCAAACUGGAACUGGCUGUCAAGGACCUCCAAGAAGAAGUCAAUGGGGACAUGGAUGCCAAGAGUCGCAUUGAGGACCAACUGGAAAAACUAGACAGUACAAUCCAGCAGAAACAGAAUGAUUUGGAUCAAAUAAUGCCGCGAUAUGAAGAAUUGAAGAAGGAAGAAGAACGCUGCUCAGCCAGGCUCCAAGUGUGCGAGCAGAGACGGACUGAACUGUUUGCCAAGCAGGGACGUGGAAACCAGUUCACCACCCGCGAUGACCGGGACAAAUGGAUCCGAAAAGAACUCAAGUCGUUAAAUAAGGCCAUUAAAGAUAAGGAAGAACAGAUUGCACGUCAGCGGGAAGACAUCGCCUCCGACAUGAAGAAGAAUGAAGACCUGGAGGUCCGAAUGGCUAAGCUGAAUAUCGACAUUGAACAGAUGAAGGAUUCAGUGGACACCUCCAACCGCAGUCACUACGAUCAGAAGAAACGCAAAGACGAACUUCAGAACGAGAGAAAUUCCCUGUGGAGACAAGAGAAUAGCAUUCAGCAGGAGAUAGCAACGACCAAGGAAGAACUACACAAGAAAGAACAGACGCUUCGCUCCAUGACUGGCAAGGCUGUGCUGCGUGGCAUCGACAGCAUCAAGAGAGUCCUGGAUACCUUCAGGUCAAAGGGCAUGACCCGGGAGCUGGAAGGUUACCACGGCGUCCUGAUCGAGAACUUCCAGUGUGCCUCACGCUUCAACACCUGCACUGAGGUCACCGCAGGAAACAGGUUGUUCUACCACAUCGUUGACACGGACGUCAUCAGCACUAAAAUCCUGUCCGAGAUGAACAAAUCCAAGAUGCCUGGCGAGGUCACGUUCUUCCCUCUCAACCGUCUUGAAGACAGAGAGACCCAAUACCCAGAAUCCCCGGAUGCCUUGCCCAUGUUACACAACCUCCAGUUUGACGCCAAGUUUAAGGCUGUACUGAACCACGUCUUUGGCAAAACGCUCAUCUGUCGCAGCAUUGAUGUGGCAACGCAGUUCUCCAGAACACAGAAUCUAGACUGUGUCACCCUGGAAGGUGAUCAAGUCAGUCGCCGCGGUGCGAUCACCGGCGGUUACUACGACACGCGCAAGUCGCGCUUGGAGCUGCAGAGCGGCAUCUUGGAACUGCGCCAGAAGCUGAGCCGAGAGGAGCAAGAGUACGAGGAACUACGGGAGAAACUGCAACAGGUGGAGGUGGACGUGACGCAGCUCAUGAGUGAAAUGCAGAAGAUGGAGACCAAGAAUAGGAAGAACAAGGACAUCUACGAGAAGAUGAAGAGUGAUAUGCGCAUCAUGAAGGAAGAGAGCCAGGUCAUCCAGAGGGCCUUGACCCCUAAGGAGAGGCGUCUGUCUAGUCUCAUUACCAGCCUGGAAGCCAUGAAGGGAUCUGCCCAGUCCCUGGACGAUGAAAUCGGCACGGACUUACUGUCUCAGUUGAGCGUUGGUGACCAGCGUGAGGUAGACAGUCUGAACGAUGAGAUCAAGAUGCUGAAUCAGCAGAACAAACAAGCUCUGGCAGACAGGAUCAGGCUUGAAGGUGAAAAGAACAAGAUUGAGAACCUUCUGUCGGGUAAUCUGAUGCGCAAACGAGAGCGCUUAGUAGCUGAGCUGCAAGAGAUCUCAGUGGAAGACCGCACCCAGCGGCUGGAGACAUGCCUGGCGGAGUUACAAGGCACAGAGAUGUCUAUUGAGACCAACAAGGCCCGUAUCGAGGACUUCGAGAGCCAGAUUGAGAGCCUGAACCGGGAACAGGUGACUAAGCAAUCUGACCUGGAGGACAAGAAGAACAAGGAACGAGACUUUGGGGACAAGAUCAACAAUGACACCAAGGCUCUGGAGAAGAUGACCAAUAAACAGAGUCUGCUCCUUAAGAAGAAAGAAGAAUGCAUGCGGAAGAUCCGUGAGCUUGGCUCGCUGCCAAGCGACGCCUUCGAGAAGUACACCCACCUAUCCCUGAAGCAGCUGUUCAAGAAACUGGAGCAGUGUAACUCUGAGUUGAAGAAGUAUAGCCACGUCAACAAGAAGGCCCUGGACCAAUUUGUCAACUUCUCAGACCAGAAGGAGAAGCUCAUCAAUCGCAAGGAGGAACUGGACAAAGGGCAUGCAUCCAUCACAGACCUGAUGAAUGUACUGGAGCUGCGCAAGUAUGAGGCCAUUCAGCUCACCUUCAAACAAGUCUCCAAGUACUUCAGUGAAGUCUUCAAUAAACUGGUACCCGCCGGCAAGGCUACACUGGUCAUGAAGAAAGGGGACAGUGAAUCCUCACAAGAGCUGGAAGGAGAGUCAUCGCAGGCUGGUGUCCCUCUUGUUGAACAGUUCACUGGUGUGGGCAUUAAGGUGUCCUUCUCUGGUAAAACCAGUGAGACCAGGGAAAUGCAGCAGCUGAGUGGCGGGCAGAAGUCACUGGUGGCCCUCACGCUAAUCUUUGCCAUCCAGAAGUGCGAUCCAGCGCCAUUCUACCUCUUUGAUGAGAUAGACUCUGCGCUGGACGCUCAGCACAGGAAGUCUGUGGCUGACAUGCUCCACGAGUUGGCCACCAAUGCGCAGUUUAUCACCACCACGUUCAGGCCAGAGCUUCUGGAGUCAGCAGACAAAUUCUACGGCGUCAAGUUCAGGAACAAGGUCAGUCACAUUGAUGUUAUCUCCAAAGAUCAAGCUAAGGAUUUUCUGGAGGACGAUGUUACACAGAGUUAGAUAUUCCAAGCUGUCACCAUCAGCAACUAUAAGUCACAUGCGGACAACUAGGCUCGGACCGGCAGUCAUUCAUGUGUCAAUGUGAAGCGGCUUCAGCGGCUUCCAUAGGCAUGUGUGUAUAUGGAAGCCACAGCCAUGUGUUGUGGACUUAGUUUUACUCUUGUAAGAGCGAAGCAGUGUGGUCACUCCCAGCCCAGCAAUUCUGCUGCCAAAUAUGUGUUCUCUCAGAACCAUGUUGUGUUCAUACACAUGUACUACCAAAAGUAGGCCAAUUUUUAACUCCUUUUGUCGCAGGCUUGCACACUGCCUAGCUUUUGUGAAAUGGUUGUAACUUUGCUGCACUAGCCACAGAAUACACUGUACUGAAAAGUACCGAGUUACCUAAGGUUUUGUGACAUCCGCAGCAACAGUCUCGUCUAGUUCACACGGAACGACAUAUAAUGUUUCAUUUCCAAAUGGCAGUUUGGUAGUAUAAUGUACACAGUGUACAGAAACCGCAAUGGUUGAUUGGGCCAGCAUUUUUUAUUUAUUGGAUUAUGAAUGAAUCAUGAAAUUUGGCAGUAUCAGAGGACGGAGUAAGAAUAAAGUGUUUUUAAAGUGUUAAAUAAAGUGGUUUUUUUUAACCACACAAGGCUAGUAUGCAUGUACAUGUUUGUAUAAUAUACAAACAUUUACAACAAGAACGUUUAGUACGUGCAUGUUGUUUAAAAAUAUGAUGCUGCGACAUUCUGUGAUGAUGUCAGGUGCGAGUAGCCAUCGCGCGCUGGCUCCAUCAAUGUGUGUACAUGUAGGUGCUCAACACUUCUGCAUGCAUUUGGGUUGCAUACUAGGGAUAGGUACGAGAUAUCGGCUGUGCUGCUUUUUUUUUAUUAAGAAAAAACAGGAAACAAAAAAGUAAGUCUUUUUUUCCCUCGUUUUUUUUUUCAAUUUACUCAAAAUAUGCAUCAGGGAACAUGAUUAUUAUCAUUUAAUUUGUUUAUCUCCAAAUAUUAAAAUCUUGUGUCGGGAAUAAAAUAACUGUAAUUUUUCUCAUUUUUUUCUCAAAAAUUGUCAUAUUCAGAUUCAGCAGGUUCGUAAUCCAACAUAUUAAAAAUGCUGGCCUUUUACUCUGGUGUCCACUUUUGUUCAGUUUUGAAGUGGAAAUAAAACCCCUAAGUUUGGGCUGCUUGUUUGCUUCCAGUUUGCAGCUUUUCCUGUGUCACUUUCAUUCUGGCUUAUUGAUUGAUUUUCCCCGACCAGAACCUGUCGCUGUUUAAUACAUGUACAGAAUUGUGGUAGCUGUCAAAGUCUCAUUGUAUGUUAGUGUUGAUUGUUCCAUAUUUCUAGUUGCUGGAAUUAAGUUCAAGUAAUUUUUCUGAAAUUGGCAUUUUUAUCACGUGAGAACAAGGAUUGUAUUUAUUCACUCUGUUGGUAUUGUAGUUUUCUGGAGAACACCUCUCGCUUUAGUAAAAAAAAAAAAGUCCUGCAGUUGUUUAACUCCAUGAUAGGAUUUGUUUUAUAUUGGUCAAGAAAGGUAGUUUUUGUUGGUUUUAAUAUAGGAUAAAUACUUUCUUAAAAGGUGGAUUUUCCUAUGAACUCUAUGUUCGAGCAGGAGAUGAGACUUCGUGACCGAUUCGAGAACACCAGUGGGAGAAACGCGCCGCAUGUGCACACUGGUUUCUGCGCGUAUAGCAUGAGAAACAAACAAACACACACAUGAAUACAAAAUGUCUGCGCCCAGGACGGCUUCAAAGCUUUUUUGGCCGCAAAAAUGAGGAGUUAGCGCUCUAGUAAUUUAAUAUAGCUCUAUGGUUGCAUCAUGCAUGGUCUCUCCCAAUACUUUGUUACCAGGUUUUUUGUGGAGGAACUAAGUGAAACAUAUAUGUGAUAUUGUUCUCAUCGACUUUUUGACUGGCGAAGUAUUUUCCUGAGCAGCAUUUGCCUCCCUUUGUUGACUUUGGCCCGUUAGCGUAGCAUUGUUUGUCUCUUGUUAGUUAUUUCUUCAUAAAAUGUAUUCCUUUAAUAGACUUUAAUGACGUUGAUAAAAUAAAUGCUUACAUCUGGUAUCUGUUUAA
Patiria miniata (bat star) is the source of this 5867-nucleotide messenger RNA. RefSeq names its product structural maintenance of chromosomes protein 3-like (gene smc3). Lineage: Eukaryota; Metazoa; Echinodermata; Asteroidea; Valvatida; Asterinidae. Gene Ontology annotation, biological process: mitotic sister chromatid cohesion. The transcript has 29 exons. Bases 196 to 3813 code for a protein of 1205 amino acids. Gene Ontology annotation, molecular function: protein binding; cohesin loader activity; double-stranded DNA binding. The record is from RefSeq and is a predicted model, not a curated record. Gene Ontology annotation, cellular component: chromosome.